CCCGUCGUCGCGUUUGGUGACGAGACAUUUGUGCGACACAGAGAAAAGUCAGGAACCAACUUCGCGAACCAACCAGGUGUGAGCCUCCUGCUGGCAAUGGGGGACAUGAAGACCCCAGACUUUGAUGACUUGCUGGCAGCUUUUGACAUCCCAGACAUCGAUGCCAAAGAGGCCAUUCAGUCAAGUCCAGAGGAGCAACAGGAUGAAGAUGGAGCUGAUGGAGACGAGCGAGAGAUUGGGUCUCCGUCGUGCUUCACCUCCUCUUCGACCUCGCUAAGCAAGCCCCCCGUGGUCAGUGUCAUUGUGAAAAACAAGGUGCCACCUGAGUCUUACGAAGAGGAGGAGAAUAAAACCGACAAUUCCUCAAGCAGCGGUGUGAACCCUCAGGUUAAAGUCAAGUUUAGUGACCAGGCGUUGCGGCUUUCUCCUAAAAUGUCUGCUGAUUCUGUUCAGGAGCUUCAGAUUGCAAAUGGAUUUGAGGAGUCUGCCCCAAGGGAUUCAGGACUCUCCAACACAAAGCAGUGGCCUCACUCUUCACCGCUGCAAUCGACACAGCUCGCUAAUGAGGGUCAAAGUGAUAACGGUGCUGAGGUUGGGUCGGUCCAGAACACUACGGAUGACGUGAACAACUUGAAGCCUAUCCUCCACCUCCAGUCUUCUGCUUGUGUCAACCCCAACUCAUCAUCACCUCCAUCCCUACACUGCAUCAGCCCUCACCCUCCAUGCUCCCCGAAAGAGGAGGAACCUUGUCUCCUCAGUAAUCUAUCUUCCUCCCCUCUACAGAAAAACAGGUCUGUUCUGGCUGGAAUAAAGCGUGUGAUGGACUCAGAUGAAGACGACUCAGACCUAGAUUUAGGAAGUCCACUGGUGAUCCAGGAGAGCCCUGAAUCUGAAAUGUCUUCCCCUCCAAAAUUCAAACACAGAGCAAGAGUACAGACCAAGCUCCUCCAGUCUCCCAUGUCAAGCUCCAAUCUUGACUCUAAUCCUCCUAAUCUUCCUUUUCUGCAACCUGCAAAUCCUAAAUCCACAUUUGAGGAAAAGACACCAUCUUCCUCCUUCAGUCUUUCCUCCACAGCUACUCUGCCACAAAGCCCCCCGGACAACCUCCCCUCUUUCAGCACGACCUCUAGAUCAGCCCAAGAGGAGAAAUACCCUGAACAUGUGAUUGAUGAGAGGGACUCACCUGAGAGCCCACCACCCAGUGAGACAGGUCUUUUAGUCUCCAAGAGAAGAAGCGGCCCUGAUUCUGCUCAAACGUCAGGCCUGGCAGCAAACCACAAGGACUUUCAACCUCAAGAUGAGCCCAUGGAAACGGAGCCCAGAGAAGUAAAACUGUUGGGAGAAGCUAAGGAACUGAGUAAAGAUAGGAUUGGAGAUGGAGAAAACUUAACUGAGAGCUGUGGUUCUGAUUCUAAGAAUCAUAUGAUUGCUGAUGCUACAGACACUCCAUUGCGUCCCCUCAAAGUUAAAAUAAAAAUGUCUACAGGCAGCGUCACAAGGACGGUGACUGGGGUAUCACCUAAAAGAGGUGGAAAAGCCACUGUCAAGGGUGCGGAUGCUUCAGAACCUUCACCAGAGCGUCAUAACACAAGAUCCAAGAGGGAGUUAGCACAGCAAUCCCAGACCCUCCUCAAUGCCAAAUACAAACCUGCUGCAGACACAGAAACUAAGCCUAAAGUUUCCCCCACGGCUGUUAGCAUCACUAAAACUGCAGCCCUGCCUUCCAUCUCUGUCUCCUUUCCCAAAGUCACCCCAGGUGGGAUCAACGCUCGCAGCCUGGCUUCAAAAAGUCUGCAGGGUGGGAUGACACUCCCAGCACCAUCACCCCUGCUCCACCCUCAAGGCAGCAGCAGACCUGCCUCCAUAGUUAACAGCACAGGGGCGAUCAUAUCGAAGAGUCAGACCAACCUGGUGGAAGCGUUCAACAAGAUCCUUAACAACAAGAACCUGCUACCAAGCUACAAACCAGAUCUGAGCUCCCCUCUUCCUGCAGAGUGGGGCCUCCCUCUUCCUGCACAGGGUUACCGCUGUUUGGAGUGCGGUGAUGCCUUCGCCCUGGAGCAGAGUUUAGUGCGGCAUUAUGCUAGGCGCUCGCUGAGGAUUGAGGUGACCUGUAAUCACUGUGCCAAGCGCUUGGCCUUCUUUAACAAGUGUAGCCUGCUUUUACAUGCCAGAGAGCACAAGGAGAAAGGCCUGAUCAUGCAGUGUUCACACCUGGUCAUGAAACCUGUACCUGUGGAGCAGAUGAUUAGCCAGCAGGAACCCACAGCUGUAGGAGUGUCGGCACCUUCUACAGGCACGGCCAUCUCAAGUCCAACACCCUCUGCACAUAAAGCAGUGUCCAACAAGAAAUCGGAGGCAGUGCAGUACAUCGGUAAUAAAUGUCUUGAGUGUCAGGCUCAGUUCAGCAGCAAAGAGGAGGUGGCUGAGCAUUUUCAAGAAAUCCGACCAGCACAAACCACACCGUGCACCGAGUGUUCUCCCCCCAUGCUCCUGCCCAACAGCUGCAGUGCGACAGCUCACCAGCGCAUUCACCAAGGCUGCUCUCCACACGUCUGCCCAGAGUGCGGGGGCACCACCAAGCAGCCUCGGUUUCAAACACACCUGGAACACACCUGUUUGCAUUUUGCACGUCGCAUUGGAUACAGAUGUUCCAGUUGCCUGGUGGUGUUUGGAGGACUAAACUCAGUGAAGUCUCACAUCCAGCAGGCUCAUUGUGACAUGUUCCACAAGUGCCCCAGCUGUCCAAUGGCUUUCAAAUCUGCUCCCAGCAUACAGACCCACAUCAACAGCAACCAUCCGCUGUUAACCGACGCACAGACAAUGUUGAUCUUUAAGUGUGUGAUGUGUGACACAGUUUUUACAAACAAGCCCCUGCUGUACGUCCACUUUGACACUCAUUUGACCAAUCAGAAGGUGCAAGUGUUUAAAUGCCCUGGGUGUACCAAACUGUUUUCUCAGAGGAAUUCUCUACUUGAUCAUUACAAGACUCAUAAGACUCCGAUGUUAAAGCAGGAGCUGCCUACUCCUCCAGCUGCUUCCUCUCGAUCACGGCCUUCUUUAAAGUCAGAGAGCUCAGAUGGAGACGACUGGAUGGAUGAAGAGAAAGAAGAGAAAGUUAAGCCAGAGAGGAUUAAGGCCCCCUCUGGGUGGAAGUGUGCACCUUGCCAUGCGCAGUAUACAGACCGAGAGGACUACAUUGCCCACAUGGCCAAACAACAUGGCAAGACUUUGAAGAAGUUUCCUUGCAACAAGUGUGAAAGCUCCUUCACCACCACCUCCAGUAUGAGACGUCACAUCAGAGACAAGCACAAAGUCACCAGUCGAGGCUUUCGCUGCCAGUUUUGUAAUAAGGGUAAGAAAACAUUCAGCAGCAGAGCGUUGCUGGAGAGGCACAUUCAGCUGAGACACAGAAUGGACACUGAAAGCUUUGACACACUGAUGGGAGAUGGAGAUGAGGCAGACAGUUCCUCAGAGCAGGACAGCAGUUUGGGGGCCUCCCGGAGACGCAGAGGAGCUGUAAAGAAGGAGCAGGAUGAGGAUUCAGCAGACGGGGUGAGUCCAGUGAAGAAGCUGCAGUCUUCCUCCUCCUCCUCCUCUGCUCCUCCCUCUUACUACCCUCCUGAGUCUGGGUUCCGCUGUGCCCCCUGUGGCUUCACCACAGAGGACCAGGCCUUGUUCCUGGAGCACAUCAGCCAGCACCAGCGAGGAGGGACGGAGGGUGGCGGUCAGCAGUGUCAACAGUGCGGCGCCUGCUUCACGUCCACCUCCGCCCUGUCACGCCAUCGCUUCAUCUCUCACAAAAUCAGAAAUGCAUUGAAUGAAAACCAGCAGCAGUCAGUCAGCGUGCACCCAGCACCAUCUCACAAUAACGGCAGGAACCACGAUGAUAAGACUUCUCUGGACGGUUCUGCGCCAGCGUCGCCGUCCUCCAUAGCUCCAGGGCUUGAAGAAGAGGGCUCACUUACAUGUAAGGUGUGCGGGAAGCAGUUUGAAAAGUCAUCAGAUCUAAACACACACUUCAGAACUCAUGGUAUGGCGUUUAUUAAUGCAAGAAAUGCAGGAAAAACUACCUGAGAUGCCAUUGGUGGGGUAAAGUAGUGCGGUUAGGUGAUGACAAAAUAUUUUCAAGUGCCUUAUUUGUCAUCGACUUCUCAUCAAAGUGUUGGUUUAACACCUAUGCACUAAUUUAUCCAAAUAUUUGUUUGAAUAUAUAGAGUAGAUUGAUUUUGACUGCUCAAUAUAACUAACCUUCUGCUUGUGACACUCAGGGCAUCAUGCUGCAUUUCUGUGCUCAUCAUAAUGAAAUCAGAGCUUCUCUCUGGUCUGUGAGCAGGCAGUCUGACUACUUCUCUGUUCUGACUGUAUUCACAGAAUUAUGUCUGGACUGUGAAUGCAGGAACCAAUCCUUAAUGUGAUACAUUUAAUUGAAUGUUGCUAGGCAAUGGAAUGUGUCUGUUGUGAUUUCAAUGUUGUCAUACUAUAAAGGAGUUUUUAAGGUGCUUUUUAGUUUCUCUGCAAAGCCCUUUAUUUUUUAUAUCUUUGAAAAUUUGCUGGUUAAGAACACGUUUGCUCAGUCACUGUUUACUGUAAACUUGAUACGUAUUGCCAUCUAUUUUCAAAAAGAUAAAUUAACAUUUUUAGAUUGAAUUAUAUCUUUAAAGUUACAAUCUUUGACAUUUUCAGUUUAAUAAAUGUUUGUUACUACCUACUACUAUCUUUUAUCCAAUGAGUUAGCAUUAUGGGGAUUGAACGUUAGGCCCAUUAAUGAAAGCCCUUAAAUAUUCUGUUAAGAAAUAAGUUUCCAGUCGCUAUAACUGGGAGAAGUAAUUGAUGUCAGCAGUGAUUGGUCUGACUUGAUAAAUUAUUUUUUUUCUGUGGCACAACAGACCAAAAAAGAUCCAGAAGUUGACAUUCAAAUAUAACAAAUUCUAACAAAUCCCCAAAAAUAGUUGCAAAUGUGAUAAUGAGAUGAGGACAUUGAACAAAAAUUUCUGCAAGUUCACCGUUUUGUUAAUUUUUUUUUGUACAAUCUGAAUCUGCAAUCACUGCAUGAACUCAACUGAGAUCGACUUACUUUAAACGCAGCCAUUGAUUAUUACACAUUUUAAUGUUUAGAUUUCUGAUAAUUUACAAGGACUUUAAUGCUUCUUUAAGAAAUGUGGCGUAUUCUCAGUGUGCUUGAAAUGGAAAUAAUAUUGUGUGUUUUGACUUUUGAUUUGUAAAUCAUGUUUUUUUGGAUUACUGUAAACUGAUCAUUAGUAUGCAUGUGAUCUUAGGUUUUUUUUUUAAUCAUCUUCGAUAUUGCUAAAAAAUAGAAUUAUCAUGCUUCAGCUUAACGGACUUCAUUUCUGGUAAUCAGUCGUCUAUUGCUGCACAUGGAGUGAAAGGCACAGAUCAGGCUUUAGUGAUUGACAGGCCACAUCAACACAGGGAUGUCAAAUCACAAUGUCAGAAUAGAUUUUUUUAUACAAAGACAUGAAUGGUUUCAGUGCUGUUUGUUUUAUUAUUUUCUAUAAUUUUGGGCAAGCUGAUGCUUGUCUAAAACAUCUGCGGCCCCAGGAUCCAUAAAGGACGCACAUAAUCUGAGCACUCGUGUGAGUUUGUUUUAGAAAGAGUAACUACCCCUUAAGUGUCUGACAUGUUUGUGCUUGUGUUUACUACUUAGGAGAUCAUCCAUUGUUUUAAGACACACUGUUAUAUUUAACUGUCUGUUUCUGCAUUGACGAGACGAUUUCUAACCAAAUGUUUGUAAAAAAAAAAAAUUCCAUAUUAAAAAGGGAAAAAAAAAUUAAAAGACAUUAAAACUGAAA
Molecule: messenger RNA, 5813 nt
Organism: Labrus mixtus (cuckoo wrasse)
Lineage: Eukaryota; Metazoa; Chordata; Actinopteri; Labriformes; Labridae
Gene: znf687a
Product: zinc finger protein 687a
Exons: 11
Coding region: 97-4077 (1326 amino acids)
Source: RefSeq, a predicted model, not a curated record